This is a messenger RNA of Lithohypha guttulata, 879 nucleotides long. RefSeq names its product mitochondrial 2-enoyl thioester reductase (gene ETR1). The record is from RefSeq and is a predicted model, not a curated record. The transcript is spliced from 2 exons. Gene Ontology annotation, biological process: fatty acid metabolic process. Gene Ontology annotation, molecular function: trans-2-enoyl-CoA reductase (NADPH) activity. The coding region runs from base 1 to 879 and encodes 292 amino acids. Lineage: Eukaryota; Fungi; Ascomycota; Eurotiomycetes; Chaetothyriales; Trichomeriaceae. Gene Ontology annotation, cellular component: mitochondrion.
AUGAACACUCUGCUGGGCACACCAGAGCCUUCAGCCGUUGCAGGAAACGAAGGUGUCGCAGAAGUCAAAGGCGAUUGGGUGAUCAUGAAGCAUACGGGGCAAGGAACUUGGUGCACCCACAAGGCACUCGAUGAGAGCCAACUCCUAAAGAUCGAUGACAAGGAAGGCCUGACUCCUUUACAGGUGGGCACUGUCUCCGUCAAUCCAUGCACGGCAUAUCGAAUGCUGCUUGAUUAUGGCAAAUGGAGUUUCAGAGAAGAUGAGUGGUUCAUUCAGAACGGUGCCAAUAGUGGUGUUGGUCGGGCUGCUAUUCAGCUUGGGCGAGAGUGGGGGUUCAAAAGCAUCAACGUAAUUCGAGGUCGAGAGGACAAGACCGAGGAGGAGAAGCUGAAGAAAGAUCUGUAUGAUCUUGGAGCCACUCAUGUGAUUACCGAGGAAGAGUUGCUCGGGAGAGAGAUCAGAGACAAAGUCAAAGAGUGGACAAGAGGUGGUCGGGAACAAAUCAAGGUUGGCUUGAAUUGUGUAGGUGGAAAGCCUGGCACGGCUCUUGCAAAAUUCUUGAGCCCUGAGGCUUCUAUGAUCACCUAUGGUGCCAUGAGCAAAAAGCCACUCGAACUUCCAGCUUCGUUAUUGAUUUUUAAGAACAUCAACUUUACCGGCUUCUGGGUGAGCAAGUGGAGCGACAAGCACCCGGAUCAGAAGAAGCAGACUGUCGAUGAUGUGUUACGUUUGACCCGCUCGGGGAAGUUUAAAGAUAUACCGGUCCAAGAAUGUAAAUGGGACCGAGACACAGACCUUGAUAUGCUGAAAUCGGCGGUUCAAGGUACCCUUGGCGGCUUUCGAGCAGGUAAGGGUGUCUUUGUCUUUGGCGAAACAUAA